GAAUGAUCAUCAGUCAUUGUCAUACACAGAUGUGGCUGUUGGUUGUAGCAGUAGCAGUAUCACUGGGGGUGUCAGGGUCAGAGACCUCACACCGAUCCGAGGCCCAGUCCCAGACCCUCCAGGCCCUCCACUGUCCGCCCUGUGAGAGGAUCCACUGCACCCACCGCCGGGCCCUGAAGCUCCAGUGUAAAGGUGGCCUGACCACUGGGGUCUGUGGCUGCUGCCCAGCCUGUGCCAGGACAGCUGGGGAGAGCUGUGGUGGGACCUGGGACUACCUGGGCAAGUGUGACGAGGGGCUGGUGUGUGUCUACCAGGAGUCUGUCUCGGCUGCUGAGGGAAUACCAGACGUAGAGGAACGUAAAGGUAUCUGUAAAGCAGUGCUGGAGACCCUGGAUGUGGAGUCCUGUCGGCCAGAAUGCACCUGGGAGUACUGUCAGGCCAAUCCUAAUGAGGUGUGCUCUGCCAGGUCAGUGUCCCUGGAGAAGCAGGAGUGUCAUGGUACCUGCCAGCACACGUCAUGCUCCAGCUGUCUGGUCUUGAGACCCCCAUCCUCAGCCUCCUGCCCACAGACCUGUGCCCCCUCAGACCCCACCUGCCUGCAUCGCUUUGGGAGGUGUGUUCACAACCACCUGGCCGAGCCCCACCGUCACCACCACCACCCCAUCUGCCACCACAACCUACAGAGUAAUGCGGAGGGGUAUUUUGUGUGCUUGGUGCCUGGAUGUCUGAACUGAUGCUUUGAGAAGAAACUCCUGACUAAAAUGUUCACUGAUACAGUGUGUUACAGAUACUGAAUGGCAGCUAUUUUCAAAUACAUUAUUUGAAUAACUUGACAAUAAUAUUUUUUGUGUGUUAUAUACAUUGCCUGUGUACAUUUUUCAAUGUAAUAAAUUGACUGCAUCUUGAAUUUUGUGAAUAAAAAUGUUUGUUUUUGUA
This is a messenger RNA of Oncorhynchus gorbuscha (pink salmon), 936 nucleotides long. Its product is annotated as IGFBP domain-containing protein. Gene Ontology annotation, cellular component: extracellular region. The record is from RefSeq and is a predicted model, not a curated record. NCBI's taxonomy places the organism in Eukaryota, Metazoa, Chordata, Actinopteri, Salmoniformes, Salmonidae. The transcript is spliced from 4 exons. Gene Ontology annotation, molecular function: insulin-like growth factor binding. The coding region runs from base 3 to 734 and encodes 243 amino acids. Gene Ontology annotation, biological process: regulation of signal transduction; regulation of cell growth.